Molecule: messenger RNA, 6090 nt
Organism: Onychostruthus taczanowskii (white-rumped snowfinch)
Lineage: Eukaryota; Metazoa; Chordata; Aves; Passeriformes; Passeridae
Gene: MAL
Product: mal, T cell differentiation protein
Exons: 4
Coding region: 4864-5325 (153 amino acids)
Biological process (GO): myelination
Cellular component (GO): membrane
Molecular function (GO): structural constituent of myelin sheath
Source: RefSeq, a predicted model, not a curated record
UGGAGCAAGAAUCACAAGUGUACUGGAUUCAGAUAAUCAGUAUUCUGUUGGCUGGUAUCUAUCCUGUGUAAUUUAUUACAAAUUCAUAGUUUAGAGUUCUUAGUAGAUAAGUAUGCAUGUCCCUUCUCCUCCUGAUGUUGCAGGUCAUGCCAACACAACAGCUGUAACUUUCUACUGAAAUGUUAAUGUAUAAUAAGAAUGGAAAAUAUUUAUUUUUUUUCUCUUGUAAAUCGACAAUGAAAACAAUAGUAUGUACUAUAUUCUUUAUAUACAGUCAUUGCUACAUAUAGAACUGAUUGUACAAAGAGCAAAGCCAUUGCAAAUAAGUGCUUGAGCCUGCACUGCUGAGCAGUUUGAAACAGCUUGUUUUGACUUGUGCAUUUUAGUAUUUAAAAUUUGUUUGUCCUGCACAAACAGCACAAUAGUAUUAGGUAUCUGGAAGCCUUCUUUUAUUAAAAAAAAAAAAACAAAAAAACAAACAAAUGAAAGCGCAAAACAACCCUAAACCAAAACUGGAAGUGUGUGAGCUGUGUUUUUCAAAAGGGGAGGGGGCACUGAACCAGAAUCUUGGCAUCAGGAACCUGUGGCUGUUACUUGAUAUAUUCCUCAUGAUGUGAUAAAUUCUUUAAUUUCUUUUCUUAAUUUUUUUUCUCAUUUGUGUACCCUGUGGGGUCCUCUUGACAGGUCUUGAGGGCUUUGCCAGCUGUUGCUCAGCUCCUAGCAGAGUUUGUGUCACGGCGUGUGAAAGCUGGGCAGCACAUCCUCAGAGAUGCUGAGACACCUCUUCUGUGCAAAGGGGGUUUAAAAGCUGUGCCUGCUCAGACUAGUCCUGGUGAGAUGCUCAGGCACCCUUAAAAUCUUGUUUCCCAGCCUUCAGUGCUCAGGGAAUAGCACUUGCCAGUUCUCUUUGAGGGGAGUGGGGGUGGAAAUAAAUCCACCCACUGUGCUGACUUUACAGGACAGUUUUGAGCAGUGUUAGUAUUGGUGUUUUCUUGCUGACUCCUUUGCUUCUGAGUAAAUUGUAUCAGCAGCUUCCUCCAAACCUGAGGAGCUUCAACAGCACUCCUGCUGUGCCAGUUCUUGGAGCUGAGCUCACAGCUUGGGCACGCUGAGCUGCUGUCACUCAGCCACUGGCAUUGCAGAAGGGAUAGAAGGAACCAGAGAGCAGGAAUUUGGGAUCUGGCAGGGGAAAGUGCCCCCUCCUGCUCUGGAGUGCUUGUUGGAAACCAGUGUGGGCCAGGGCAGAGAUGGCUUUGCUCCAGCCAAGGGACUGCUGCAGAAUUUUAACCCAGAGAUGUGGGAGCUGUAGUAGGGGAGACAGAAUUUCUCUCUUGAUUUUGGAACAUUUCCUUCUGCCCCACCCAAAAACUGGGCUCUACAGCUGUAGGAUUGGUUGCUGAAUGACACUCCCACACCAUGCCUGUACUUGUGUGUGUGUAUAUAUAUAUAUAUUUAUAUAUAUAUGUAGCUGGACAGUGUGGGAGCUGGUCAUGACAGAGCUGGUGUGUUAUGAUACACAGUUAGCUGCUACAUCCAAAAUGUCUCCUAAUAACUGGGCCUUCACGUAUUUUCAGUCACACAGAUCUUGUACCUUAACUGUAAACAUGCAGCAAAAGUCUUGGUCACAACAGCUGCCAGCUGAGGAAACACUUGCUGACCCCACAUUUGUCUCACACCUCUGGAAUUGCACCCCACAUCCUGGAGUUUUGCACUUUCCUUCUCAGCUGCAUCCAUCAUAUCAAUCUCCCAGAGCCCAGCUUUGAAGUUUGAAACAGCCAGCAACUGCUUCCAUGCUGUUCCUGGGGACAAAACCCAGCCCUGGCCUUCCCCUUCAACUUGCAGCCUGUAAACUGCACCACGUGCAGGUCUUUGCUCUUUCUUUUCACUGUGUGUGCCCUCAGAUUAUCUCACAGAAUCUAUGUCCAAAAUUGAAAAAACUCUAGCAGCUGCUCCCUCAGAGAAGGUCCUGGAAGAAAGAGCCAGUGCUGGACUACACCUUUCUUCUGUAACUUAUAAACUGCACUGAGGUGAUUCACUUUCCCUUCUUCAGUAUCCAAACCUGAAGCCCUCCCCUACUUGCUCCCACUAAAGGUGCCAGGACAAAAAAGAUGUUGGCUUUUACCUUCCCACUGUCACCAUUCAGCACUCCACCCUCUAUUCCUGUGCACUUCCUAGCCAAUUAAAUGUCCUGUGAUGCUGCCUCAGAAACCCAAAGGGCACAUCUGAAGCCAAAAGUGUCUAGACUGUACUGGCAAAAUGUGCCAGGGCAAAAAGAAACACAUUUAUUUUGGAAGGCAAGCAGCUGUCCCUGGUGUUCCUGGUGCAGAUAAGAGGCUCCCCAGGGGAGGUAAAGGCCAGCAGCUGCCUUUUUCACGGCACUUCCUGUGUGGGAGCAAUCCCCUCCCAGGAGCCCUGCACCAAAAUUUGAGUGCUGCUUCCAGUGUUGAAUACAUCCACCAGGGACUGCUCUAACACUGAAGUUCUCUCCAAGGAGCUGCUGCUGGUUUCUACCUCCCUGGGGCAGCAUCUCCUGCACCACCAGCGACGGGGUGAGGUGCUUUCCUUAGCAGAUAAAGACAUCCUCAUCCUCUUUCUGGAGCUCACCUCCAGUGUUUGGAUACCAGCUCCAAAACUGUGUGUGUCCAGGAAUCUCUUUCAGAGAAGCCUUUCCAGAACAGAAAACUCUGGUUUAUACCUCCCUAGGGAACCCUGUAAUGUCAUCCUUUUCUUUCAGGUGGCCAGUAGCUGACAAGGAUGAAUAAAUGUCUGCCUUAUUUAAAUUGACAAUGAUUAGAUGAAAAUAUAAAAAGAGAAAAAUGCAAAAUGGCAAAACAUCAAUCUGAUCAGAAUUACUUACUGCACAGUAAAGCUGCUAAUACAGUGCUCUAGGUAUUGCACCAAUAACAGAGCCAGCUUAAUUACUCUCUAAUAGGGGUUGAUGUCACUCAUCCAUGUCACUGACCAUGGGCAAGCCUCUCACUCAGCCUCCAGAGCUGUCCCUGAGGGGUGUUCCCACCCAAGGGAAGGAUCUUCCUGCAUCUCAAGGAGAUAUGCUGGGAAAACUGGGACUGAUCUUUUGUAGUAUGAAGAGGUUGAUUGUCCUGCAAAGUUUAGAUUCUGUGUUGUCCUCAGCAGAACAUGUUUGAGUCAGAUGUUACCAGCUCAUUGGUUUCUGCUCAAAGCUUCCAUCUCUCACUUCCCUACCAGGCUCUUCCACGUCCCUGUUGAUGCCCACCUCAGCCAGAGGGGCACCCUCAGGAGGGGCCUCAUUUGAAAGAGUUUGGUCAAGCUGUCUCAGCAUUCUUCACCACUGAGCCCAGUGUUCUACUAAACCCCCUGGUUUUUAAUCCAUCACCAAAAACUUGUAAAUAAGACAAAGAAGGGGUUCUUUAAAGCUGUCCCAGCCCUUCCAAAUGGAACAGCUCUAGUGCCCCUGCCCCUCAUAAUGCAGUUGCUUGUUCCACACACCAGUCCUGUGGUCCCAGGAACAGGAGAGCUUCAUCUCCAUCCUUUACAGAGAGAGCGAGACCCCUCUGGAGCUAUGUCUCUGUCUCCAGCUCCAAUCCCUACAUUCCCACUGCUUUCAGCUCUCCCUCUUGGCUGACUGGUUUCUAGGUUUGCCUCAUAUCCAAGUUUUCAUCCAUUACAUGUGGCUGUGUCACCUUAGGGCAGAUGGAAUCUCACUGGAGAAGUGGGAAAUCAGGUGGAUGCAUCAAAAACACUCUCCCACCUUUGAGUAAGUCAUGAAGGUCUGCACGGACUCUGCAUUUAAGUGAGAAAAGGCCUCCAGAAGAAAAAGAAAGAUGGCAUUAUCUACUUAGAUGUUUUUGCUUCAAUAGACUGGAAAUGGUAGAGUUCAAGGUCUGGGUAAGAGGCAUCCAUCCCACCCCUUCACUGCCCCACCAGCUUUGUGGUUCUGUGCUUGCUCUGCCAUGUAACCCUGCCCCUCACUUAAUCUGCUUAUUAAAAGCAUUUCCCCAGUUUUUCCAAUGUUGCAGCCUCUUCCACUCAUUUGCCCCACUGCUUUCUCCAAGGGACAGGUUUUAUCCUGCCUUCCUUUCUCAAAGAAAGUCCUUUCUUUGCACUUUUUGGCCUCAGCUUCUGGAGUUCUGUGGUUUUUGCUGUGUGCCCAAGUGUGUUAAAAAGGAGUAAAUAUUCCAUAUGAAGAAGAGGGGGAAUAACUUGCUCCCAUGGACUACAGACAAAAAGAUAAAAUUUAAAAAGAGAAACUGCCUGGGAAGCCUCAUCAUUUUAGGUCAUUUUUGUUACCUUGGCAUUUCCAAUCUCCUUCAGAGAUGAUGGCGGUGGCUUGCCCUGCAGUUUGAUUGCCCUCAUCCCUGGGUGUCUGUGGACCAUUUCUAGGCCCCGCUGCUUGCCCCGUGUCACAUCCUGGCCUGCCUUGGCCACCAGCCACCCUCGUGUCCUCUGCCGUGACCACCUCAGGGGUGCGGGGCCAGGCUGGCUCGCUGUGCAAAGCAAAGGGGACUCCAGGCUGUCCAGGUGGAUGGACACGGGUGUCCCCUGCUGCCCUCAGCUGUCACCCCAGUGCCACUCGGCCCUGCCCGGGGACCUGCCAUGCGGGGACAGCCGAACUCUGCUCCCAGCGCCCCGGGGCUGCCCCUGCAUCUCCGAACGCCUCCCAUGUGACUGCAGGUCACAGGGCUUGGCCACACCUGUGCCACUCACAGCUAUCUUCAUCUGUCAGCAGGAAGCAGGGAGGAAAGGAACCAGAGCAGGAAGGGGAGAAAAGAGGAAGAAACGAGAGCGGGAAGGGCAGGAAAGGAGGGAGAGGGAGAGAGAGGUAAGGAGGCUGCAUUCAGCAGUGAGGAGCAGAGCGGACAAGCACCGUGCCAGAGGCUUCCAAUGUCCUCCUCAACUUCCACCAGCACUUUGCCCAGCGGCCUGGCCGUCCUGACCACCUUCCCAGAUGUGCUCUUCAUCCCCGAAAUCAUCUUUGGGGGCCUUGUGUGGAUCCUGGUGGCAUCCUCGAAGGUCCCAGACCCCAUGCUGCAGGGCUGGGUGAUGUUUGUCUCUGUGUUCUGCUUCGUCAUGUCCAUCUCCCUCCUGUGCCUCUACCUCUGCGGGGCUCACGGCGGCGGCGGCAGCUGCUGGGUCACCUUGGAUGUCAUCUGCCACAGCACGGCAGCGCUGUUCUACCUCAGUGCCGCGGUGCUGGAAGCCUACAUCACCUAUUCCCUCAGCUUCUUCCUGCCCCUGGCACAGAAGUACAGGGAGAACAUUGCUGCCGUGGUAUUUGCAUUCGUGGCCACCCUGCUUUACGUGAUCCACAAGGUGUUCUCGCUCCUGCGGUGGAAAUCGUCCUGAGAGCCUGAACAACGCCAGGAACAACGUCUGCCAUCUCCAGGCUGGGUUUGGGUUUUGGUUUUUAAUGUAUAGCCUAGAAACAAGCAGCUUUUUAUGUGGGAUCUUGGUGAUGAAGACAUGGAGCCUGCCAGAGAAAGGAAUAUCCUGGCACAAUCUGUUUCCCUUCAAUAGCUUACAGGCUGGGUACAGUUUGAUUAUAUUGCCAAAAAAAAAAAAAAAAAAAAAAAAAAGCCAUCCAGCUUUAAAAAAACAUAAUAUAGUUGGGUUCAAAGGGCUAAAAUAUCCCUGGACUUCACCUUUAUGUGUCCAGGAUUGUUACUGCUAUCAUGGGAAAAGUGAACAAGCACCAAGAGGCACAAGUGUGAAACUGUGUCAUUUUAAUUGCUGUGUGCCCAUUUAAGUGUGUUUCCCCUCCUAAAACUGCUGCACAAAUUAAUAUUUUCAUGCAGUUUCUGAAAAUGCCUUCUCUGACUUGCAAUGAGCAAUGGGAAUAUUUACUUCAGCUCAGGAGCAAUGUGGAUCACUGCAGCUCCUGAAGGGUGCUGUUGAAUGCUGAGGCACGCCGUAAGGUCAGGAAUUACCACUGCCCUUGAUCUCACCCCUACAAAGCACAGCCUGGAAGGGGCCCAGUGGGCUGUAGGAGAAUUCCCUGGGUGAUCAGAAUCAAAUCCUCAGCAAGCAGAAGCAAUCAACUCCUGCACUUGGUGGAUGGCUACUCUCUCACACACUGCCACGGUGUCUCUAAUAAAGAUGGGUUUGCUGUGA